Clonostachys solani is the source of this 1254-nucleotide messenger RNA. The record is from the annotation of a GenBank genome assembly. NCBI's taxonomy places the organism in Eukaryota, Fungi, Ascomycota, Sordariomycetes, Hypocreales, Bionectriaceae.
AUGUUUACUCAGCCACUCAGCCUCCUGGCGGCUCUCAUCGCCGUGGGUGACUUGGCCGCCGCCAUCCCCGUCGAUUCACCAGCUUCUCUCGAGGUCAGAGACAUGCCCCGGCCGCGCUUCGGGAAUGUUCCGUAUGGUGUCGACAUCACUACCUGCACCGUCAAGGGCAAGGUUGCGCUCUCUUUCGAUGAUGGGCCCGGCGAGUACACCACGAAAGUCCUCGAUACCCUUGAAAAGAACGGCAACAUCAAGGCGACAUUCUUCCUCGUCGGCUCCAGCGGGAACGGCCAAACCGGCAUCUCCAAUGCUUCGUACGCGUCCGUGUUGAAGCGCAUGUUCAAUGCUGGCCACCAGCUCGGCAGCCACUCGUGGAGCCAUCAGAACUUUGACGCGAUCUCCCAGCAGCAGAUGAGAGACGAAGUGUUGAAGAACGAGGACAUAUUCUCCAAGACUUUCGGUGUCAUCCCUACGUACUGGAGGCCUCCAUAUACCCACUGCAGCGCGCCUUGUAUUUCUAUUCUGAAUGAAUACGCCUACCAUAUUACGGACUUCAAUAUCGACACAAGGGACUGGCAAGAUGGUGGUGUCAACGCGAAACAGAUCUACUCCGGUAUCAUCAAAGGCAGUAAUCCCACCACCGACAAGUGGAUUUCUCUCGCCCACGACAUCCACCCUUUCACGGCCGAUGGAUUUGUACAAUACAUGAUAGACGUCGCGAAAGAGAAGGGGUACCAGUUUACCACCAUCGGCGAUUGCCUUGGUGACCCCUCAUCGAAUUGGUACCGUGAUCCCAAGACUGGCGGGCCUUGGGGCGGACUCAGCGGUGAUUCCAAGUCCAGCACGACUAUCAAGUCCGGAUCUUCCACCAAGGUCGAGGCGAGCUCCAAGUCACAGGCUCCAACGACAACCUCUUCAUCAACAACGGUGGAAGCAAAGGCAACAUCUUCCAGCACCCUCUCGCAGAUGACGAAGACUAGCGUCACUGUGAGUUCUUCUCUAGACAGUCGUGGGACUCAGACCGCUUCGACUACGAGCACCUCUACGAGUGCCACCACUACAAGACCUCCGGUCACGUCUGCCGCUGCUGAAAGCGCCAACAUGAGCUUGGAGCCGGUUCACUCAACGACGACGGCGACUUCGGCCUCUGCUGUCUCUUCAACCUCUUCCAAACCCAAUUCUGCUGGCAGAGCCGUAUUUUCUGUGCCCGGCGCCAUCGCAGGUCUCAUAGCUUGGUCUGCAAUGAUGCUGAUAUGA